AUGAGCUCCGGGCUCCUGCGAUCAAUGAAGCUGAAGCUGGCGGGGGGAACGCCCAAGAGCGGGAAGCCCGACAGCGAACCGCUGCCCUCGUUCCGGGAUGUCUCCCCAGGCGAGCGCCAGGCCCUGUUUGUGGCCAAGCUCCACCUCUGCUCGUUCACCUUUGACUUCAGCGACCCCGCCUCCCACGUGCACGAGAAGGAGGUGAAGCGCGCGACGCUGCUGGAGCUGGUGGACCACGUCAACUCCGGCUCCGGCAAGUUCAAGGACGCGCUGGCGCCGGACAUCGUGGGCAUGCUGGCCGCAAACCUCUUCCGCGCGCUGCCCCCCGCGCGCGAGCACGGCCCUGACGCCUUUGACGCGGAGGAGGAAGAACCCAACCUGGAGCCGGCCUGGCCCCACCUCCAGAUCGUGUACGAGUUCUUGCUGCGGUAUGUCGUGUCGGGCGACACCGACGCCAAGACCGCCAAGCGCUACAUCGACCAGCAAUUCGUCGUCAGGCUCCUGGACCUCUUCGACUCGGAGGACCCACGGGAACGGGACUACCUGAAGACCAUCUUGCAUCGGGUGUAUGGCAAGUUCAUGGUGCACCGGCCCUUCAUCCGCAAGGCCAUCAACUUUGUGUUUUACCGGUUUGUUUUCGAGACCGAGCGUCACAACGGCAUCGCAGAGGCCCUGUUUGUGGCCAAGCUCCACCUCUGCUCGUUCACCUUUGACUUCAGCGACCCCGCCUCCCACGUGCACGAGAAGGAGGUGAAGCGCGCGACGCUGCUGGAGCUGGUGGACCACGUCAACUCCGGCUCCGGCAAGUUCAAGGACGCGCUGGCGCCGGACAUCGUGGGCAUGCUGGCCGCAAACCUCUUCCGCGCGCUGCCCCCCGCGCGCGAGCACGGCCCUGACGCCUUUGACGCGGAGGAGGAAGAACCCAACCUGGAGCCGGCCUGGCCCCACCUCCAGAUCGUGUACGAGUUCUUGCUGCGGUAUGUCGUGUCGGGCGACACCGACGCCAAGACCGCCAAGCGCUACAUCGACCAGCAAUUCGUCGUCAGGCUCCUGGACCUCUUCGACUCGGAGGACCCACGGGAACGGGACUACCUGAAGACCAUCUUGCAUCGGGUGUAUGGCAAGUUCAUGGUGCACCGGCCCUUCAUCCGCAAGGCCAUCAACUUUGUGUUUUACCGGUUUGUUUUCGAGACCGAGCGUCACAACGGCAUCGCAGAGCUGCUGGAGAUCCUGGGCAGCAUCAUCAACGGCUUCGCCCUGCCCCUGAAGGAGGAGCACAAGGGCUUCCUCACGCGCGCACUCAUGCCGCUGCACAAACCCAAGAGCCUGCCUCAGUACCACCAGCAGCUCUCAUACUGCAUAACACAGUUUGUGGAGAAGGACAGCCGGCUGGCGGUGCCUGUGAUCCAGGGGCUGCUCAAGUUCUGGCCCAUCACCAACUCGCACAAGGAGGUCCUGUUCCUCGGGGAGCUGGAAGAAGUGCUCGAGUGGACCCAGGCUCCUGAGUUUGCAGAGGUGAUGGAGCCCCUGUUCCGCCGCAUCGCGCGGUGCCUGACCUCCAGCCACUUCCAGGUUGCGGAGCGGUCGCUGUUCCUCUGGAACAACGACGUCAUCGUGUCACAGGUCGCGCAGCACAAGGAGGUGGUGCUGCCCCUGGUGCUGGCGGCGCUGGAGGACAACGCUGCGCACCACUGGAACUCGACGGUGCACAGCCUGACGCUGAACGUGCGCAAGAUGUUCCAGGAGAUGGAUCGCAGCCUGUACGACUCCUGCCUGCGCAAGCUGGCAGCCCGAGGGGACGCCGAGGCUGCGGCCGCCACCAGGCGGCAGGCACAGUGGCUGGCGAUAGAGCGUGCGGCGCUCCCCAACGGCGUGCCCCACCGAGACCGCGGCUGA
Auxenochlorella protothecoides is the source of this 1896-nucleotide messenger RNA. Its product is annotated as Serine/threonine protein phosphatase 2A 59 kDa regulatory subunit B' eta isoform. The transcript has 10 exons. Gene Ontology annotation, biological process: signal transduction. The record is from RefSeq and is a predicted model, not a curated record. Lineage: Eukaryota; Viridiplantae; Chlorophyta; Trebouxiophyceae; Chlorellales; Chlorellaceae. Gene Ontology annotation, molecular function: protein phosphatase regulator activity. The coding region runs from base 1 to 1896 and encodes 631 amino acids. Gene Ontology annotation, cellular component: protein phosphatase type 2A complex.